GAAACGACGGCUGGCAGCAGUUGCUGCGCCUACGUAUUCGCUGGCUGGGCGAGAGCUGCUCUGCGCUCGGCUACGUGGCUGCCAUCCACGGCACGCGAGCGAGCAGUGGACGAGGUAAAACAUGCGUUUGCUUCCCGUGCCCUCUGCCGGUACUGGACAAAGACCGGGAACACGUGCUGCGUAUAGACCCCACGACUUCAUGAUCCCCGCGCCGUGCGCGGUUCGGCGACACAGCGUGAAACGUGGACAAUGAGUGGUGAGUGUGAGGCGUAUAGAACCGUCAGGGACGUGCAGUGUUGUCGGCUGGAAAAGUGACGGAAAAUCUGUUUUAACGUGAUCGCAGCAGCGUACUUCCAUAGACCACGAAAAUGCUAUUGACGGAAGAAGUGUGUAUUGUCAUCAAGUAGCGAACGGAAGAGGUGUGCUUUGUCAUCAAGUCGUAUUGCCAACUGUAGGAUUGUCAUCAAGUAACCCUUACCCUAACCAAUGAGUGAAUCACCAAUUUGCAAGACUAUACUGGAAUAAGCUACGACUACUGUUUCUAGUUACGAUUUUGAUGGUGUGUAGAGAUGUAAUGAAAUCCCCAAGUUCCUUGGGAGAAUAGUUUUAAGGGGAAGACCCGACCAGGUGAAUUGCUGUUGGGCUAUUUGGACGGGGCAGAGGUGGGAGGAAACUGACUCAAGAAGCACGUGCGGCAAAAGGAUGACAUUUGACGCUUUCUCGCACAAGAAGGCAGUCUGAGUCGUCAACCUUGCAACCCACGAAAAGAGCCAUGACGCAAACAUACAGCUAUGGUGCCAUGGAAGAGGACACUGACUCGGAGAGACGGGUGACCAGGCAUCUGUCCUUGUCUGUCGUUGAUAUCGCUGAUGAUAGACCUCUGCUGAGCACUCGCACGGCAUGUUGUGAGAGACUUACAGACAAGGUGUGGUUGGUUCCGGUUUUGUACACUCACUUCUUCAUGGCAGCUGGUACAAUGAUGAAUAUGGCGUUCUACCCACCGUUGGCGUCGUCCCGGGGCCUGGCAGCUUGGAAGUUCGGCUUCGUCUUCUCAGCCUACAAGGUUGGGAUGCUGCUCGGUGCCUUUAUCUCGGAACGAGUCGUGUACAAAGCAUCACCUAGGGCGGGAUACUUAGGAGGCCAAGGUGGCCAGGUCAUAUGUCUCGUGCUUUUUGGAGCACUGUACUGGAUCAAUGGUGCGGAGGAGUUGCUAGCCUGGUCCAUGAUAUUCGCCUUGGCGUGUAACGCGACAGCUGUCAUGUAUUUUGCUAGCAUGUUCGCUGUCCAAACAUCUGUAUUCAGAGACAAGGCUGGCCUUCUUAUUGCUAGCUUGGAGUUCCUCUUCGGCCUCGGUGGCUUGGUGGGAGCCGUCAUAGGCGGAGCACUGAUAGAUCUCUGGGCCUACCCACUACCUUACUUUGCGGUUGCGGCCAUGCUUUGUCUGUCGCUGCCUUUCAUGACAAUGAUAAGGCCGCAGUGGAAAAGAGAAGCGGCAAUGGAAAACAAGCGGAAACUCGUGACAUCAGCGUACUUCAAGCUGCUCACGAACCCAUCCUUUCUGACUGACAUGAUAACAGCAGCGAUACCACUAGGAAUGAUGGCUUUCAACGAAGAUACAUUGGAGCCAUACUUAAGAAAUUUUCAUCUGACCAAUACACAGAUAGGCCUAGUCUUCACGGUGCAGUGCGUCGGAUACUGCACGGGGUCACUGCUAUCAGGAUAUUUCUCCAUUAACAAGUUGGAGACUACUUCUAUGUUUCUAGGGACGACACUCUGUGCGAUUUCAUACCUCAUGAUUGGUCCUGCCCCGUUCAUAAAUAUGGAACCGAGUCUAGGCCUCAUGUACUUGUCAUGCGCCCUCAUGGGACUAGGAGGGGCAGCGCUCUUCACCUGUGGUUACAUGCAUGGACUUCGUACAGCCAUCCUCAGCGGAUAUCCGGACGACAUUCGCACGAACAGUGUCGUGGCCUCCAUAGUAUUUGUCAACAUGUUCCUCAGUUCAGUUGGUACAGCCCCACUGGCGGGAUAUCUGACCCAGGAGUUCGGAUACAGGGCAGCAUCGACGGCAUUGUCAGGAUUCUUAUUUACUUGGAAUGUACGCCUCUGUUCCUACUUAAAUUACCCUCCAACACCAAAGAGCAAUGUUCAUUGCAUGUUCAUGAGUUUUCUAUGUGAUUUUAUCUGUCAAUGAAACCACGGACACCAAUAAAAAAAUAUGGGAGUCCUUGUAUGCCUUCCGUCCACAUACUGCAAUCCUCAUAACGUCCCCAUUUUACAUUUCUAAACCUUGUCGCAGCGAAGUGGCCCUUCAGUGAACUAAUCUUGUCGCCAAAACAAACCCACUCAAAUAUACUAUUCAACAAUAUGGAACGGCCCUGGAGCUUCGCCAGCCUAGUUCUCGCUGUGAUCUCUCUGGUAAUCAAAGAGUUGUGUUCACCCGUACGAAACUUCCUGAAUAACCUGAAUCAUGCCUGAUUCCGGGCACUAUCCGGCUGAUUCCGGCGGAAUCCGGCACUGUUCAGGCACUAUCAGGACAUUCCGGCAUAGGUCCAGCCGGAUUCCGGACGCCCCUUUCCUGAAUCCGCCUGAAUAUCGCCUGAACCAAACCGGAAGGACGUGCCUGAUACUUGGUCGUCAACCGGGAUUCCUUUGACAACCUUUGAAAAUAUUUCAAGUGUGGCAAUAGAUAUUACGUAACAUGAUUACAGAGAUCCUCGAUCACGUUGCCCUCAAAGUCUCGAAUUAUUAAAUUAUAUGUAGCGUAUCUACGACCGUUAUCGACAGAAUCCUGCAAAACAUUUUUUCCCGAUUAUAGCAGCAGCAGAAACUGAAAUACAUUCAAGGUGAGCAAAUACUCGUGCUGUGUACAUUAUUUCGAGAUCCCGUGCAUGGCCAGUCGAACCAGCGAUGAGAUGAUGUGAUGGCAGGAUGGUCAGGUGAAGUGACCUUGGUAGCGCGGGACUAUGUUAAGCUUAUGUUUGACGUAAAACCACGAAUUAGUAUUAAUUGUUAUUGCUCAGAUAACUUUCUGGGCAGGGAAAAGGGACACCAGUGAAUGCCGGAAAUGCACAGUAUG
This is a messenger RNA of Ornithodoros turicata, 3076 nucleotides long. RefSeq lists its product as uncharacterized. Lineage: Eukaryota; Metazoa; Arthropoda; Arachnida; Ixodida; Argasidae. The coding region runs from base 773 to 2191 and encodes 472 amino acids. Gene Ontology annotation, biological process: transmembrane transport. The record is from RefSeq and is a predicted model, not a curated record. The transcript has 13 exons. Gene Ontology annotation, molecular function: transmembrane transporter activity.